Symbiodinium sp. CCMP2456 is the source of this 1059-nucleotide messenger RNA. Lineage: Eukaryota; Dinophyceae; Suessiales; Symbiodiniaceae. The record is from the annotation of a GenBank genome assembly.
AUGGGCGGCCGCACUUCGCGCCUUCGCUGCCCGUCUCGCCGGAUGUCUUCGGUGAGGCUGUGGGCCAUUUCCGACAUUCACACCGACAUCAAGGAGAACCUUGCGUGGAUCGAGAGUAUCUCGGAUACGGACUUCCUGGAUGAUGCCCUGAUCGUCGCAGGAGACGUCUCCGACUCCCACGCGGUUUUGGAGCGGACCCUGGCGGUGCUGAAACGGAAGUUCGCGGAUGUCUUCUUCGUCCCGGGCAAUCACGAUCUUUGGGUCGACGGCGACGACACUUGCGUGGACAAAGUGGUGCAACUCCAGGAUCUUUGUCGUCGCCUUUCGGUGCACAGUGCCGCUGCGCGCGUGGGCACCGCUGAGAAGGGAGUCUGGGUGUGCCCCAUCCUCUCUUGGCAUCACCAGAGUUGGGACCCCGAGCCCGAUCUCGAAGGCUGGAAAGUGCCUUCGGUCGCGGAGUGCAUGGUGGACUACGAGCGUUGCCGGUUCCCACCAGGGGUUUCCAUGUUCGAUGACUCAGCAGCGCGGCGGAUUGAUAAAAUGAACGAAGCGCUUGGAUUGCAGCUUCCGUUGGCCGACCGCCCCAGCGAUGAGGCUCUCGUGACGUUCUCACACUUCCUCCCCCGGAUCGAGCUUUCGCUCGAGAAGCGCUACUUGGCGCUGCCCUGCCUGCCGAAGGCCAGUGGUUCGAACUACCUGCGGAAGCGGGUGGAGGAGCUUAAGCCGGAGAUCCACGUCUUUGGCCACACGCAUUUCGGCUGGGAUGCGGUGCACGAUGGCGUGCGCUAUGUGCAGGCCGCAUUAGGCUACCCCCAUGAGCGCGAGAUGAGGUGGCCGAGCUUAGCAAAUGCAGCUUUUGGUGAGGCCCACCAACCCCUCCUGCUGUGGUCCUCCGAUGGGGGCUUUGCUCCGAAGACGAGGUGUCGCUGGUCGGGCUUUUACGAGCAUCAUGGUCGAGACCCAGAAAGGGUCUGGGAGCUGGCGUCAUACACCGCUCGGAACUACCGCAAGACGCAUGAUAAGGCGAAGGAGUGCAUGCCGGAUUUCUCCUUCUGGUGA